ACAGGGUUUCCCUUUUCCGAGAUUUCUUUUCCAGUUCUAUUUCAAUCCUCCCUUUCUUGGCAGCUCGAUGCGACUUGCAAGGGAGAUGGAGCUAGUGAAAAAAGGUUGAAUUGGGGCCGAGCUCAGACGGCCGAAGUCCGGUCUCUAGUGGGGUGACCCCUCGGACAGUGGGUUUGCCGAGCGGGGGUUCUCUCUCUCGGACCGCCAGCUCGGGUCCGACUGCGGAGACUGGGUCAAUGGGGUAGCAAAUCAGUAUUUCUUCUUUAAAAGAUUACUGGAAAACCCGGGGGCCUCGUUUCAGGCUCCAAGCUACCCCGAAUUUAAAUUGACCAUCACAUAAAUUACGAAAUAGUCUAUCCACAUUCUGCGUUUCUUACUUGGAAGGCUGAACUUAGUCUAGGUUUGGAGUGUACGCGAUGCUAAUCAAUCAUCAUAAGGAUUGGCAUAUUUAGCAUUGAUUAUUUGCGGUAAUCUGCAAAAUUGAAAACACGUUUACUUCAUGUUUAUUGCAGCCAUGGCUCUAAAAGGACAAGAAGAUUAUAUUUACCUUUUCAAGGAUACAGCGCAUCCAGUGGAUUUUCUGGAUGCAUUCAGAACAUUUUACUUGGAUGGAUUAUUUACUGAUAUAACCCUCCAGUGUCCUUCAGGCAUAAUUUUCCAUUGUCACCGAGCUGUUUUAGCUGCUUGCAGCAAUUAUUUUAAGGCUAUGUUCACAGCUGAUAUGAAAGAAAAAUUUAAAAAUAAAAUAAAAAUCUCUGGCAUCCACCAUGAUAUUUUGGAAGGCCUUGUGAAUUAUGCAUACACUUCCCAGAUUGAAAUCACUAAAAGAAAUGUUCAAAGCCUGCUUGAAGCCGCAGAUCUGCUGCAGUUCCUUUCAGUAAAGAAAGCUUGUGAGCAGUUUUUGGUAAGGCACUUGGAUAUUGAUAAUUGUAUUGGAAUGCACUCCUUUGCAGAAUUUCACGUGUGUCCAGAACUAGAGAAGGAAUCUCGAAGAAUUCUAUGUUCAAGGUUUAAGGAAGUGUGGCAACAAGAAGAAUUUCUGGAAAUCAGCCUUGAAAAGUUUCUCUUUAUAUUGUCAAGAAAGAAUCUCAGUGUUUGGAAAGAAGAAGCUAUCAUAGAGCCUGUUAUUAAGUGGACUGCUCAUGAUGUAGAAAAUCGAAUCGAGUGCCUGUAUAACCUCCUAAGCUAUGUAAACAUAGAUAUAGAUCCAGUGUAUUUAAAAACAGCUUUAGGUCUUCAAAGAAGCUGCCUACUAACCGAAAAUAAGAUACGAUCUCUAAUAUACAAUGCUCUGAAUCCCCUGCAUAAAGAGAUUUCCCAGAGAUCCACAGCCACAAUGUACAUCAUUGGAGGCUAUUACUGGCAUCCUUUAUCAGAGGUUCACAUAUGGGAUCCUCUGACAAAUGUUUGGAUUCAGGGAGCAGAAAUACCAGACUAUACUAGGGAGAGCUAUGGUGUUACAUGUUUGGGACCCAACAUUUAUGUAACUGGGGGUUACAGGACGGAUAAUAUAGAAGCUCUUGACACAGUGUGGAUCUAUAACAGUGAAAGUGACGAAUGGACAGAAGGCUUGCCGAUGCUCAAUGCCCGGUACUACCACUGUGCAGUCACCUUGGGUGGCUGUGUCUACGCUUUAGGCGGUUACAGAAAAGGGGCUCCUGCCGAAGAGGCCGAGUUCUAUGAUCCAUUAAAAGAGAAAUGGAUUCCUAUUGCGAACAUGAUUAAAGGCGUGGGAAACGCGACUGCCUGCGUCUUACACGAAGUUAUCUACGUCAUUGGCGGCCACUGCGGCUACAGAGGGAGCUGCACCUAUGACAAGGUCCAGAGCUACAACUCAGAUAUCAAUGAGUGGAGCCUUAUCACCUCCAGCCCACAUCCAGAAUAUGGAUUGUGUUCAGUUCCAUUUGAAAAUAAGCUCUAUCUAGUUGGUGGACAAACUACAAUCACGGAAUGCUAUGACCCUGAACAAAAUGAAUGGCGAGAAAUAGCUCCCAUGAUGGAAAGGAGGAUGGAGUGUGGCGCCGUCAUCAUGAAUGGAUGUAUUUAUGUCACUGGGGGGUAUUCCUACUCAAAGGGAACCUAUCUUCAGAGCAUUGAGAAAUAUGAUCCGGAUCUUAAUAAAUGGGAAAUAGUGGGCAAUCUUCCAAGCGCCAUGCGGUCCCAUGGGUGUGUUUGUGUGUAUAAUGUCUGACUGAAUCCAUAGAAAUGACCCAGUAAUCACUGUUUCGGGGUGUAGUUUAAAAAAAAAAAAAAGAGAAUUCAGGAUUUGGAGUCUCUUACUUAACAUUAUGGCCUGGCACAUAAUGGGUGAAUUUCCAUGCCUAACCCCCACUCUUCACCUUCAGACAGUGAUUAAUGGUCAAGAAAAAUCCUAUGUGUAUUUACAGUUGAAUCAGUAGGGUUAACACCCUAUAAUCUCUGCUUUUCAAAGGUAAUAUGGAACGUUGGACACUUGGUAAAAAGUGAAAUACCUUUGUAGUGAAUUUUUCUCCUGGUAGCAUCAACACUGGGUGCAGGUCAGAAUCAUUCUGUGGAAUGAAAUGUCUCUUCUGACCCUGUAAUGUACUAGUGUAUAUUAAGGUUCCGUUUAUCUAACAAGGAAUUUGAAAUUUAAGGAGGGAAUCUUCUCUACCUCUACAAAAUCAACGCUUUAAAACAGCUUUUUUCACCGUUAGAUGUAUUUAGAAUGUGGACUUACUUUAAGUCUUUUUUUCUUUGUCAUCUGUAUAAUUUAUUGUUCUUCUUUAUUUACUGACUGCCUGAAGUAUACAAGAUACUGUGCAAAAGAUUAUUACUGUUCAGAGUUUACAAACUAAAUUUAGAAGAAUGGCAAGUCUGAAAAAUUGCAGAGAAAAUAGUUAAAUAUUUGCUAAUGCUAAGAUCUAUUUUUAAUUUUCAGCCUUGAUGGAAAUUGCUAGUUUAGGUGUCUUUAGUUCAAGCAUGUUAGAAAAAUCCUCUUUAUUUGUAAGUAUAGAUACAUUUCUGCAUACAAAAUUGAAUUUUAGAGCCAGAAAGCAUGUAGAAAAGUUGUGAUGCAAUAGAAAAUAUAGUGAUGAGAAAAAAUUUGCAUUCACUUCCCAGCUGCGCCACUAACUAGAUUUUUGUAACUUGAAUCGAGUCAUUUAACCUCUCCUUGAUUAGAACUUCAUAACCCAUGCACUUUGGGUCAUAGAUAUGCCUACAUAUGGGUCUCCACAGCCCCUGGGGUAGCCAGAGGUAGCCUGGGUGGCUGGAACUUCCGGACAGAAACACCUUUGUCCACAUUCCCCAGUGUGCCUGCAGUAUUACUUUCUGUGUGUGCCAAAACUUGAGAAAAGUUGGGAAGCAUUGCUUAAGUUAGCUGAAGUUUUAGUGAUCUGUUAGACCAUCUAUCCAUACUCUUCAUUUUCUUAAGGAGACAGUAAUUAUUUUUAACUUUAAAUAUGGAAGUUGAAAACUACCUAAUGCUCCUGAUGUUUUGUUUUUUUUUUUUUUAGAAAGAAAGUGUUAAAUGCAUUCAUUUCAGAUGGCAUUUUAAAUAGACACAAUCCUUUGGGAAUGCAGUAUGGUACCAAUAUCUUUGCCUCAUAAAUUCUACUCCUAGAUUUGUAACCUAAAGAACGAUAUAAAAACAAAACAAAGGGAAAUGCGUGAGGGUGGUUAUGUCCGCAUUAUUUAUAAUAGCAAAAAAUUGGAAACGGUCUACGUGUCAAAGAAGAAAAUGGGCUAAUAAAAUAAUGAAGUAUCAUACCGCCAUUAAAAUAAUUAUUUGGAAGGCUGUAAAGACAUGGACGUGUCUGUGAUAUGGUAAGUCAAAUAAGCACAAUAUAAAAGAGAUGUGUGCUAUGAUUGUGACUUUAUAAAAUCUUUUUGCAUGUGGAAGGUAAUAUGCAAAACUAAAAUCCGUUGUGUUAGUGUAGGGGGACGCGGAAUGAUUUUUAUCUUAUUUAAAUGUUUUUCUUUAAUAUUUGUGUUUUCAAUAAAAAUAAGUAAAUCACUGUAUACAUGGUAAAACCGCUUGAAUUUGACCUGAGCAAGUCAAAAGAUAGAAUUAGUGGAAGCACUGAGUUACAGACUAUUUCAGUCUAUAAUUGAAUUAUAGACUAUUUUGUUGCUUUCAAGAACACUUAGCAAUUAAUACUGGACCAGUAAUGUAAUGCCCACUACUGUUUUAGAGAUCUGUUUUAUGGAAUAGAUGAAAACAAUUGCAAUCAUCUUCCCCUGCUUUUAGCUUAUCUAGGUUCUAUAAAAUCCUGACUCAAGUCCAACCUCUGGGAAUUCUUUCCUGCUGCUCAGCCCCAGUAAAAUUUCCAUUGUCACAUGUAAAAGAUUUAUGAUUAUAUAUGUGUAGUAUAUAUAAUUUUGAGUUUGUGGAUCAUGUCUUAUUCUCAGUUUUUUUCAAGGCCUAGCAUUUCAUUUGUAUAUCCGGUGUACUUUUUUUUAGAAAGAUGAUGAUAUCGGUUAUUUUUACAGAAAGACAUUCCACAGGUGCUUGAAAGAUCUUGAGAAUAGUUUGUGGCCUGAGGUAUUUAAUUUAUUGCUCCUAUUUUCUGUAAAAUUUUGUUUUUGCUAUUGCUCUGUGCAUACAAGAAAGUAUUAAGAAAGGUAAGGUAAACACUUCUGUCAGAAUUAUCCCAAGUUCCAAAUCAGUGUAGUAUGAGUGAAAAAUAUUUUACUGUAAUUAGAUGCAAGCCAUUGCCUUGGGAGGGCCAGCACUAUUUUGCAAAAUAGUGAAAAUUGUGGAGAUGAUUCUAAGUAUGACUGAGUUAAGAGGACUGUAAGUAUCCAAAUUUUAAAGUUUGUUUCUCAGGGUGCCUGGGUGGCUCAGUUGGAUAAGUGUCCGAUUCUUGAUUCCAGUUCAGGUCAUGAUCUGAUCCCCAUGAGAUCAAGCCCCGUGUGGGGCUCCACGCUGGGUAUGGAGCCUGCUUAAGAUUCUCUCCCUCUCCUUCUGUCCCUCACCCCCACCCCCUCUUUCUCCCUAUAAAUAAUAAAGUAAGUAAGUAAGUUAAUUAGUUACUGUUUCUCGCAAGUCAUAUUUUUAAUUUUGAGCUGGAACGGAAAUAGGGUCAACAUCUUUGUUUUCACAUUCAUGUAAAUAUAUGCUUGUGUUAUGGACUGAAUGUUUGUGUCCCCCACAAUUCAUAGGCUGAAACCCUUAUCCCCAGUUUGACGGUAGAGAUAGGGCCUUAUGGAAGUAAUUAAGGUUAACUGAGGCUACAAGGGUAAGGCUCCGAUCAGAUAGGGUUAGUGUCCUUGCAAGAGACACCAAAGAGCUUUGUCUCUCCCCGCGUGUGUGAAGCCAGUGAGAAAGCAGCAUCUGCAAGCCAGAAGGAGAGCUCCCACCAGAACCCGAUCGAUCUCAUCUCAGACUUGCAACCUCCAGAACCGUAACAAACAUUUCUGUUGUUUGAACCACCCAGUCUACGGUGUUUUGUUGUGGCGGCCUGAGCUGACUAAUACAGGCUGCAAAGGAGAUCGUGCUUUAUAUGAUGCGAUUUAGGGGCUGAAUCAGCCAGUAGUAGACAGUCUGUUCCCUGGACAAUCCCUCUUUCUUCCCCCUACGCCCUCCCACAUAAAGCAACCAGAAACACCUGUUGCAUUAGUCUGAAAAUGUCUGAAACCCUAUAACUACAGCUUCAUUCUUCUUAGGUGGUAGUGGAUGUGGCUAGGAGUGUCUGUCUGCCUAGUUCUUGCCAAGACUCUGUCUGUACUGAUGUCCUAACUCCUUCCCUGCAGGGACACCUACACCUUUUGAAAUUAUGAGUCAUAAACUUAUUUUAUUUUUAUUUUUAUUUUAUUUUUAGUGUGAGCUGGGAAUGGGGAGGAGUAGAGGGAGAGGAGAGAAUCUCAAAUGGGCUCCAUGCUCAGUGCAGAGCCCAGCGUGGGACUUGAUCCCAGGACCACAAGAUCAUGACCCCAGCCAGAACCAAGAGUUGGACACUUAACUGACUGAGCCACCCAGGCACUUCUAAACCGUAGCUCUUACUUUAGCCCUUUGAUUUAUUUUUUUUAAAGAUUAAUGCACAGGAGGGGCAGAGGGAAAGAAUGUCAAGCAGACUCCCCGCAGAGCAUGGAGCCCCAACUCAGGGUUCGAUCUCACGACCCUGAGAUCAGUACCUGUGCCGAAAUCAAGAGCCAGAGGCUUAACUGACUGAGCCACCCAGGCACCCCUAGCUCUCUGAUUUAAAAUAUAAUAUUCUCUUCGGGGCUUCACUGGAAUGGUAUGGAGCGUCUUGCUCAAACCAUCAGUGAAUAUUCUAGAUUCCAAUUAGCCACAAUUUAGGGGUGUUCUCUGCUGGCUUAGGAAGAAUCAGUGUAAAUUGUGUUCAGUUGUGUACAUAAGAUUACCAGUUUUUCAACUUUUACCUUUGAAAUUCAAACCACACCAUAAGCUCUUACCUCUGUGUACCUACAAAUGCCUGUAGAGAGGUUCCUGUUGGGGAGUCUGGAAUGCCAGAGCCGUGUGCUUCAGCCUUAAUGGGGAGAGAUGGAGCCAGUUGUUCCCUGUCACCCCCUUCGCCCCCAAAACCACAUACCUUAACCACUUUUGCUCACCAACAUAAGACUGUCUGGGCACAUGUAAUCUGGGAACACUCUUAGCAAUGCCUGCCUGACACUGAACCUUGCUAAACACAUCUUCCAGUAUCCAUGCAGAUGGAGACACAAAGGUGGCACUGUGCUUCCCAGACGUGUCCUUCUGCAGCCCUCUUCUACCCUUUAGCUCUUUCCUCCUCGCACCUUCCUCAUUGAGGAAAUGAGACAAGCCUUCUCCCCAGCAAGAGAUCAUAGGACCUUGUGCACAGGCUGGUAUGGAGAUAAGAACUUCUCUACGAUUUCUUAAACCUUUGUGUAAACUGUCAAAUAUAACACAAAUACAGAAAGCCACAUGAAGCAAAUGAACAGCUUAGUGAGUUAUUCAAACGCAUCCCUGUCAGGAGAGAGGACUGGCCAACCACUCCAGACACUCCAGAGGCAACCCCCAAACACAGCCUCCCACUCCUGUGAAUAACCUCUGUCCUUACCAUGGUGAUUAUUUUCUUUCUUCUACUGGUAUUAGCAUUUGUAUUAUUAAUUUCUGUGGCUGCUAUUAAAAAAUGAUCACAGGGACGCCUGGGUGGCUCAGU
Ailuropoda melanoleuca (giant panda) is the source of this 7103-nucleotide messenger RNA. RefSeq names its product kelch like family member 23 (gene KLHL23). Lineage: Eukaryota; Metazoa; Chordata; Mammalia; Carnivora; Ursidae. The record is from RefSeq and is a predicted model, not a curated record. Bases 500 to 2191 code for a protein of 563 amino acids. Gene Ontology annotation, molecular function: protein binding. The transcript has 3 exons.